Phytomonas sp. Hart1 is the source of this 846-nucleotide messenger RNA. Lineage: Eukaryota; Euglenozoa; Kinetoplastea; Trypanosomatida; Trypanosomatidae. The record is from the annotation of a GenBank genome assembly.
AUGGGGGGGGCAUCGGGUGGGGCGGAAAACCCAGGGAGGACCGCGAGAAACCGCUCCGUGGUGUACAAAACGCGACCGGCGUCGUCCACGAAAAGGCCACGAAUAUGCAGCGUCGGGGGUUUCACCGUUAAGGCGCCGUGGGGAGGGGAUUCGGAGGUGGAAUCCGCGGCAAUCCCCGGCGUUCGUGAUGACGGCGACAGCGCGUUAAACCAAAUGCGACGGCCAAGCCGGCGGGCUUCGGGAAUCGGAUCGAUUGCAAUAGGGCUGGCCGCGAUGCUGCCAUCGAACCCGGCGGACGCCACAUACGGAAAGCGCCAUAACCCCGAGUCCCCUUCCUCCGCGCCUGAGGGCCACAAAGAGGGCAAAAGCCGGACUUUAUACACCCCGUGCCCGUCGUGCUGCGCCGAGCGGAAAAAAACCCGCCCCCUCAACCCCUCCGCCGAACUCGUCGGCCCAUCCAAGGGGAUACGCCAAACCUGCACGCUGCCAUCUUCCGAUCCCGCCGCGCAGAGCAAUCGCGCCGUUCCCGCGUCGAACAUCAGAUCCACAUCGAAGAUCCGCCCCCGCGAAACCCCCACGCCGAGGCCUCGCCAGAGAAGUGCCCAGCCCGACGUCGGCCGACCCCCCACCGGCCAAGCCCCCUUAAACAACGCGAACGACCGAUCAUCGCUGCCGGUCGCGACGACGAUUUCGCCCGAGCCGGGCCGUUUGAGGGCCUUCACGGCGAAAAUCGCGCACCCGGCGGCGUGCGAAGGGAUCGUUUCCCGCCCCGCCCCAAGGCGGACGGCCGUGGGGUCGUCCUUUGAGGUCGAGGCGAACUCCCACAGCGUGAGGUGGCCGGCGUAG